Anastrepha obliqua is the source of this 817-nucleotide messenger RNA. Its product is annotated as short stature homeobox protein. Gene Ontology annotation, cellular component: nucleus. The record is from RefSeq and is a predicted model, not a curated record. The transcript has 6 exons. Gene Ontology annotation, molecular function: DNA-binding transcription factor activity, RNA polymerase II-specific; sequence-specific double-stranded DNA binding. The coding region runs from base 188 to 817 and encodes 209 amino acids. Lineage: Eukaryota; Metazoa; Arthropoda; Insecta; Diptera; Tephritidae. Gene Ontology annotation, biological process: regulation of transcription by RNA polymerase II.
UAAAACGAAGGAAAUGGCCAUUUGCUAUGAUACAGAGAUCGUAUACAAUUGAGAAGAUCUAGUUAUGGAUAGCCGUGCGAACUGACAAUAAAUACCUAUUCACCAGGAUGAAAUUCGCCGCCACCAGCUUAAUAUCGGAGACGCUUAACAGAGCUAAGUUAACAGAGAAAAUUAAAAAACAGGUGCCAUGAGUAACAAGCAACGAAGAACUCGUACGAAUUUUACCUCUGAACAAUUAAAUAAUCUCGAAAAGCUUUUUGAGGAAACACAUUAUCCCGACGCUUUUAUGCGAGAAGAAUUGAGCCAGCGACUUGGACUAAAUGAAGCAAAAGUGCAGGUCUGGUUCCAAAAUCGAAGAGCAAAAUGCCGCAAGCGAGAGGGCAACCUGCACAAAGAUAUUAAUCCAAAUCCUCUCGGUCAUAGCCCUUUGGAGGCAUAUGCGAAUAGUAAAGAUUAUCCCUUAGGACUCCGUGUUUUGCAUCGAAGCAUAACGCAUUCCGGCGGUCCAAAAUUUAAAGGAGAAUGGUUAGCGGAAAGUUCGUUAAGUGUGCCAAAGCAGACAUCUUUAAUAACUACACCUAUUUCGUCAUCUAUCGAAUCACCCUUUAUUUCUACGGCUGUCAAACAGUGCGCUGCUGUUAUUGACAACUCUUCACCAAAAAGUUGGAUUCCUGUGGGCCCAAAUCCAUUCGAUCUAGCAGCCAUAGCAUCAGUCUACAGCAAAAAAUUCAGUCUUGUGGAUUUGCGAAUCAAGGCAAAACGGUAUGCAGAAUCAUCCAAGGAUAUUGCAGAUGACACCAAUUUAUUGGAUAUUUAG